Molecule: messenger RNA, 3284 nt
Organism: Aspergillus ibericus CBS 121593
Lineage: Eukaryota; Fungi; Ascomycota; Eurotiomycetes; Eurotiales; Aspergillaceae
Exons: 2
Coding region: 137-2932 (931 amino acids)
Source: RefSeq, a predicted model, not a curated record
CGCGCCGCUGCCCCCCAAAGAGACCCUUUCUUCCAUUCGGGCAUAGCACCCAGAUCUGUAGAUACUCUGGGUGAGGGACUCUCCCCCGUUUUCUUUGUCCUUUUCCGAGAGUGGGACUGCAGGUCCGGCGCUCGUCAUGCCACCCACUUUCAGAUCUUCUCGCUCUGGGCGCCAAUUCGGCGAUGGCGCCAACCGUAACAGAACCGGUCAGAUCGAUCAUGAUGUGUUUGAGGGCCUCCCUGUACGACGAUGGACACGCCAAACUCAGACAAUCUCGCAAGUGCCCAAGACAGAAGCUGCAGAACCCGUUGUGCAGGGCCCUGGGGGGAAACCAACCAUCCCUGAGCACCCAAUGCCAAGGGACAGUCACCUUUUGGGUCCAAUGAGUCGAGCCCUCCUGCGAGCCGCCCGCGCCGGGUGCAUCUACAUCCGCCAGGCAUCGAAGGACUCCGAAGACGAAGAGAAAGAAGCGACCGAUGGAGAAGAACAACCAAUAAUCCAGAGCACUGAACGCAGCUUCGUCACGCGCAAAUGGACAGCGGUACCGAGACAUCUAGAAUCUUCCGAAAUCGAAUUUCUUGCCAAGCGACGACCGGGCUUGCCAUCGCUGUACGGUGCCGCCGGUACCUCAACUGAUGGGAACAAUGCUGCUGCGCCGAUGAGGCGGACCCGGUUCAAGAAGGUCGAUCCAGCGACCGGGAACAUCUCGAUUUACGAAGCCUGGGUGCCGGAAGGACACAAAAUCGAGGGAGAGAUCACCGAGGGAGCUCCAGUUGUAGCCGAUAAUAGCGCUGUCACAGUUACCCCCGAGGCGCCUGCGCCAGGUACGGUCAUUGAGGGGGUUGGAGUUGUCAACGCCGAGGGCGUGGUGGUUGCAGAUACAACCUCUGCGGCGGUGUCGACUCCUCCCAAAAGACGGCCGCCGCCCCCCAAGCGUAAGGCGAAAGGCGUGGGUAAGGGACGGAGAAAGAAGGUCAUGUUUGCUCCUGGUGAUGGCGCGGAUGCUUCCUUGGUCCAUGAUGCCAAUUCCAGCGGUCUCGAAGGCGCAGCAGAGUAUGUGAAGGAUGAGGACACGGACCCAUCACGGAUGUCGGUAGAUCAAAAUGGCCAGGAGGAUGACGAUGAGGAAGGCGAGGAAGGGGACGAGAGCGAUGAGGGUGACGAAUCGAUGCUUGAUGCAAAGACUCCGGAAACUCCGCUUCCGCGUCCCAGUACUGAGCCGCCGGCCGACUCAGUGCCUGUGUCUGCACCUGCUCCUACACCUGCUCCUGUCCCUGCCCCUGCUGCGGCAACUGAACCGGCCGCAACAACUGCACCAGACACUACGGAAGCUGCCGUGCCUACCCCCGAGGUUUCGUCGGCAGAAGCUCCAGAAACCCCUGCACAACCCGUCGUGUCGCAAACUGAGCCACCAACUACCGAACCUCCCGCAGAGGUGCCUGCUAGCCUGCCCGAACCAGCAGUUCCUGAGAAGCCUAGUGAGGUACGAACCCCUAUGGAGGAUGUGGAGAUGACCGAAGCCGCUCCACUGCCUGAACCUGAAGCUGUGGUAUCUGCUCCUCCUCAGCAAAUGCCAGCUAUGCAGCAGCCGGAACCAGUCCCGGAAAGCGCUGAAACUGCUCCUAUCCUACCACACCAGGAGGCUCCCCAGGCUUCAGUUACAGAAGCAUCCCCAGUCGCGCCAGCUGCGGAGCAGGCUGUCGAGGAAGCGCCCGUAGAGAAGUCUCUGGAACUGUCUCAGACGGGCCAGGAUAUGGCCCAGACGACAACUCAGGAUGAUCCGAUGAUGGAUAUAAUCAUGGAGGAUUUUGCACCCCUUCCUGAAACUGCACACGACCAGCUCCCACAUGAACAACCAGUCGAGCAGGCUGUUCCUCAGCAAGCUGCUCCUGAGCAAGCCCAACCCCAGCCUAGUGAGGUUGCUGUAGAGGAUCAAGAUAUCGAUCUCCUCGGUACUUUGGAAGCGAGUCUGGGCCAUGCACCGAGCGAAGAACAGGCUGGCGAUCAAUUAAUAGACGCCGAGGAGGCGGCAGAUGUGCAGAGUCACAUCGAGCAGCCCACUGUCACAGAAACAGCCGAGCCCCAGGUGGAUACAGCAACAGAGGGCAUCACAGGAGCCACAGAAGCGGCCACUGAACCGGCUGUAAUGGAACAGGGCGAGCAGGUUGCAGAACCAUCAACCGAACAGCACAGAGAGCAAGGCUCUGAAGCGCCUGUGCCACAGCCUAUUGAACAGGCUCCAGAGGCUCCAGAAGCUCCAGCAGAACAGGUGGAAGAGCCGACAGGAGAGCCACUUCCAGAGCAACCAGUGCAGUCUGAACUACCUGUUGAGUCUGAACACCUUGCGCAGCCUGAGCAGCCUGAGCAGCCUGCAGAGCCUGCAGAGCCUGAACAGCCACGCCCUGCAGAGUUUGAACAAUCCGUGCAGUCAGAGCAGCCAGCACAGCCUGUGCAACAAGAACAGCCCAUGGAGCAGACAACAGCACAGGUCCUGGAGGAGGCCCCAGCCCAGGAGAUGGCCCCAACUACCGAUAAUGCACUUGAGCAGCAGAGCGAGCAGCCGCCUGUCGAGCAACCAUCAGAAUCACAGGCCGAGCAACUACCAGAGGCGCCAGAAGCCCCUGUUCCAGUCACUACAGAGGAGCCAGCUCCCCAGGUGGAAGAAGCAGCAGCUCCACCUCAGCAGCCAGAGGAACCCCAACCACCGAAAGAAGUCACGCCACCUGCAUUGACUACACCGGAGGACGUACAGCAGCAGGCAGAGCCGGAAUCGGCACCACAGCCCGAAGCCGAAGAACCUCAAGAACCUAUCACCGAAAAGGUUCUUGCCCCCACCGAUUCGGCGCCCAUUCCUGAGCGUAUCCCCGAGCAAAACCUCGAGGACGCAAACCCCCAGGAGGCAGAGCAACCAGCCGACUCUAAUGCAGCUUAGUCUCAUAUGGAGUCCAUCCUUACCAGACAUACUUGACAAACUUCUUCCCUGGAAACAGAAAUCUUGUUUUCAGUUCGGGCGCAGCGAGGAACGGUGCUAUGGCGCGAUAGCCGGAGAGGCUUGGGUUACGUGAAUUGAAUAUUGCUGUGCACAGCCAUGCCAGCGUUGGGUUUUCUUUUGUUGUAUUAUAGGGUCUUCAUUCAGAUCAUCAGGUGCAGCGUAUAACACGGUACAUAUGACUCGCUUUGGCUUUUUCGUCCGUUCUAUAAUCAACAGUGGAAGUCUAGUGUCUUACUAUUCCACCCCCUACUACUCGUGGUCUACCCUCCAUCCUCCGUUAUACCCCUCCCUC